AUGGUUCGCAUCGUCCCCUUCACUGUUGCCGCCAUGCUUUUCGCCAGCAGCGUGGCGAUCUGCACGAGAAACGGUCUCACGCAGAUGUUGACCCACGUCAAACGUCACCCAAACUACACGCAGACUGAAUUCUGGGACUACUGGUAUACCCAGCAUGCACCCAAGGUCGCUCCCUUGGCGUCCUACUUCAACAUCUCGCGUUACCAACAGGUCCGCAUUGGAGGACUCGUACUCCCUACCGAGGCCGGUGCAACUGAGCCUGCCUCUGAUGUUCCUGUCGAGUUCGAUGGAGUUGCGAUGUUUCUCUACCGCUCUCCUGACGAUCUCGCUGCUAUGAUCUCUCACCCGUACUAUACUGAGGUGGUUCUUCCUGAUGAAGGCGUCUUCAUCGACAAGUCUGCCUUUGGUGGCGGUCAGGUCGCUUCCUUCGUGGGCGCUCACUUUGAGGUGGUGGAUGACAAGAAGGAUGUCUGGAUUGGCAACGAUGCAGACAGGGAGAAGUAUCAGCAGCUGUUCGAUUCCUACAACUAA
Colletotrichum gloeosporioides is the source of this 531-nucleotide messenger RNA. RefSeq lists its product as uncharacterized. Lineage: Eukaryota; Fungi; Ascomycota; Sordariomycetes; Glomerellales; Glomerellaceae. The transcript has 2 exons. Gene Ontology annotation, molecular function: oxidoreductase activity. The coding region runs from base 1 to 531 and encodes 176 amino acids. The record is from RefSeq and is a predicted model, not a curated record.